UACAGUUCACAUGGUGGUUCCCAGUAGAUCACUUCAUCUGUUACUUGUUGAUGCACCUUCUGAGAUCCUUGAAGCUGUUCUUCCGGCCCAGUACUUGUCAUCAACACGUUUCAAAUGGAAAUGAGGUACCUAAUCCCAGACACGAUCAGGAGCCGGCUGAGCUUGACUAUUUAACAUCAACCUUUUGGCUGAAUGCUCAAUUGGUACGGUGUUUAAACGGUUCUGUGUCGGGCGCAAUGCAAUCAGGCUGGGAACAAGUGCAGCAAAAGAAUGAUGCAGGUUCAGAGUCCUUUUCAGCGAUCCAUCAGGAGACGAGUGAACUCGCGGCGUUGAUGUGCUGGCUGACAAAUCUACUGAAGUCUGAUCAAAGACGAUCAAUGAUCUCAACUGAUAACCUAAGACGCCACGCCAUCCGUGUGCUGUCCAUGACGUGUCAACGAGCAGGCACCGCACGCCUGCGCUUCCAGUGGCUGGCCGGCGGACAUGCCACGCAACGGCGGCGGCAUCGCAGGCCCGACCCGCCAGCUCGAGGUGACCCCGCCGCUCCCACCGCCACGUGGGCCCGCGCAUCCGGUCGCCCCGUCAUCGCCGACUGCAGUGCGGGGCCCUCCUGAUGG
Messenger RNA from Panicum hallii, 617 nucleotides. RefSeq lists its product as uncharacterized. The record is from RefSeq and is a predicted model, not a curated record. Lineage: Eukaryota; Viridiplantae; Streptophyta; Magnoliopsida; Poales; Poaceae. The transcript is spliced from 3 exons. Bases 51 to 614 code for a protein of 187 amino acids.